Messenger RNA from Leptopilina heterotoma, 3220 nucleotides. RefSeq lists its product as uncharacterized. The record is from RefSeq and is a predicted model, not a curated record. The transcript is spliced from 3 exons. Lineage: Eukaryota; Metazoa; Arthropoda; Insecta; Hymenoptera; Figitidae. The coding region runs from base 38 to 2566 and encodes 842 amino acids.
AGUGUUGAACGAAAGUGUAUUCGUAAGAAAACUAAACAUGAUGAAUUAUCGAAACAAAUUUUUGACUGGGCUUGGUUUGAUUUUGCUCCUGCUCGUCGGAAAAAUUUCAAUUUUUGAUGUAGAUAAAGUGGAGGAGAGUCGGGUAGAAGAAUUGGAAAUCAAGCCACUCACGUUUGAAAAUGAUAUCUGUUCCCUUUAUGAUAUCUUUAAAGUAAUUGAUUCUAUGCUUUUCGAAAGAAAGUACAAACCUUUGAUAGUAAUAAUAGCAGCUAACUUGAGUAUUGGUGUAAACAGAGUUAGAAAUUUAAGUGGGAACAAAAGAAUAUUAAAUGAUGAUGAGAUCAAGAACAACCCUCAUCACAGUCAGUUAUAUCAAACUAUAUUGGAAAAUAUUUAUUUAUUCCAAGCCAAUGACAAAUAUUAUUUUGUUUAUCCAUUAAACUUUCAACACCACUUUUUAACCAUAUAUUCCCAAAGAAAGCUAUUGAAUAACAAUUUAGGUAUUACCUUCGAUUUUGUUAAUUUAAAAAAAAAGUUUCCAUUUUUUGAUGAUAUUUUCAUUCCACUGGAACCAAGCUGCACCAAUUGCCCUGUUGUAAAAUAUGUAAAAGAAAAACUACAGAAAGGUGAAAGCUUUUCAGAAUUAUUCCAGUUACGUAAAAAAUUAUUUAGAGAGAAACAAACAAAAAACUUAUCCUUUACGCCAUUCGAUAAUGAUUACAUUUGUACUUCGAUGGGAUUCAACAUUAAUUCUCAAAGCUCGAGUUCUUUAAUGCGUUUUAAUUCAUUACUAGAACAAAUUCAAAACAAUAGCAAGAAUGUAGAAAAAAGAAGAACUGUAGAACGAAGCCGAAUGUGCUUUCAGUCAAGACAACUCAAAAUUGCAGAAGAUGUAUUUUACGGAAAUAUGAAAAAUCAACUUUAUCUGAAUGAUAUUAUGGUUACGAUUGAUUACUUAAAUUGGAUUAAUAACACUAUAUCUUCAUUGAAUGGCAGUGAUAUUUCAUUUGGCGGUCUUUGUGAAAAUGAACACAAAAUAGGCAUAUUUAAAUUAUUUUGUUUUAUGAAAGGAAUAUCAGAUGUUACUUCUCACAACAUAACAGAGUGGACAGUUGCCAUAAAAAAACUUCUUACAAAAUCAUUGAUAAGCAAACUACGUUGGUUUAACAGAUUAAUUUAUUUGUAUAAAAAUGAAUAUACCAUAAGCAAAAAUUACACUUCCAUGCUUGAAUAUCUUAAAGAAAAAAUGCUAACUGUAAGCGAAAAUUGGAGUAAUGUAAUGAAUAUUACAUAUAAUAUUGUUAAGGAUUCUCUGAGAGUAAAUAAUCAUUUUGAUUAUAAUCUUGAGAAUAUUUCAAUCUGCACUAUUUACGAAAAUUGGGAAACAAUUGAUGAUCUACUCUUUGAGGCGAACUACAAGAGAUUAGUGAUAAUCGUAGUAGAUGACAUAAAAAAAGGGAUCAAAAUUGCUAAACAAAUAAGAGCUAGAAGAGUGGUACCAAAUGUAAGGCAAAAAGAUCUUCAUUAUUCAGAAAAGUUUCUGUACGAUUUCAUAAUGAAACAUAUUUAUUUGGUUGAAUCCAAUGAUACUUAUUAUUAUGUCUACCCAACGACCACUGAUAGACAAGAAAACCCAUUAAUUAUCUAUUUGGAAUAUAAAAUGAUUACAGAUUAUUCAAAUGUUAUAUUUUAUUAUGUAAAUGCUGGGAAAUAUUUUCCUUUUGAUGAACGACUUAAUCUUGAUGACAGUGAUUUGGUUAUUCCUGCGCUACCAGAUUAUUGUCGCAUACCUUCAGGAAGGUGUAAGAAGCGCUACAUAAAUCCCUCAUAUUUAAUAAAAGUAAAUCAAGAGUUUUUAAAGCGCUUUCCAAAAUAUCUUCCUUUAUAUGCUUCCUUUUACAAUAACUUGACAGAAUUUACAAAUAAUUACGAUUCCCACCAUAAAGACAAUUACUACUCUUCGUACCAUCAAACAUAUUAUGACUUUGCUAAAGAACAACAAUUUACUUAUGACAUAAUCUAUAAAUUUAUAGAUUUGCCAUGCUUGUCGAUGCAGAAAUUAAAUAACAGAACCGAUAUUAAUUUUAGUAUGACUAAAUUUAGCGAUGUUCUUUACUUUUAUAAAUUAAUAACUUCAGCUUAUGGAAACAUAACAUCAUUAAAUGAUAGAAACAAUACAAAUUUAGAAUUGCUUUGCAGUAAUAAAGAAAUUUUUAAAUUUAUUAAAUUCUUUUGCUUUUUAAAAAUAAAUUAUAUUGAAGGCAUGCUAAAAGUUAUUGAUCAGAAAUCUUAUAAAAUUAGCUACAUGAAAAGUAUUGUUCAAAAUGAGAAAAAUACUGUAACCGAAUAUUUGUUAAAGACGAAGGAUUGGAUAGAGGAAUUAUUAUCAAUGCAACACCUUGAUUAUAUGUAUAAUGAAAUUCAACUGUUUAUAAAAUCAGACGCUCUUUAUUCCGAAAUACCAAAAAUUAUCUCAAAUGGCACUGAUUUGUCUGACAAAAUCUAUUCGAUUGUUAAAAGCAGGUCGAUUUCUAUCUUAUGCAAAACAUCUCUAAUUCGGAAUUAGUGAAAUUUUACUAAUUCACCGAAUUAGUAAACUAUUUUUUUUUAACUAUUUCAAGAAUAUAAUUUAAAUAUUCCACAAAAUUUAUUUUUAAGGUAAUUUUUGGUGAGGAAUUUAAUGGUCAUAAAAUAAAAAAUUUCAAUGGUCAUACAAAAAAAAUUGUUAAAUGAAAAAAUUCAUUUUUAUAAUUUUUGAUACAUUUUCUGACCAUUGAAUUACUUAGAAAAAAUUACAUAAAAAAUAAUUUUGUGAAAAAUUAAAAGAUGAAAAUUUUUAUUAAUCCUGUAUGACUUAAAAUUUACAUUAACUACUGAUAUUAGAAUUAGAGAAAUUUUAUUAACCCCGAAUGAUUUGAAAUUUAUAUUUACUUCUAGUUUUGAAAUUGAAAAGAAUGUAAAUAAUUUUGUCCGACUAUACAUUGUCUCUACUACUUGAAUUGUGAUUUAAAAAAUUGAAAAAUUGAAGUUUAUUAAUUAUUAUAAAUUAGUUAAUUAGUAAAUCGUUUACGUCUGACUAUAAAUUGUGUUUACUACUGAUAUUUUAGGCUUAGAGACAUUUUAUAUUCUUGUAUGAUCUAAAAUUUAAAUCUAAUAUUAGAUUUAGAGAAAAUUGUCUAACGAUUCUAAUUCGAAAAAGUGUCUGACUUAAAAUUUGUAU